GACCCUGUCUCAGUAUAAAAAAUAAAAAACUGCUGGAGAGGUCGCUUGGUGUCAAAGCUGUGGGUUUAAUCGCCAGUACUAAAAGAAAGGGAGAAAAAGUGCUAUGAAACAAAAUGAGAAGGAAGAACACGACCUCUUUACUGGUUUAGCCUUGUCUAGGAACGCUAGAGAAACAGGUGUGAGUAGAACAGGGUGGCUAGGGAAAACCUCUCUAAGCAGGUAACGUUUGAACACAGAUUGGAAGGAGCUGAGAAAAUGAACAUGUAGAAUCUGAAGGAAGAAUUUGCAAGCAGAGGGAUGGACUAGUGCUAAGGCUUUGUUGAGUUCAAGGAAUAGUCAAGCAUAGGUGGUUGAAGACUAAGAGAAAAUUAGGGCAGAUGAGAGAGAUGGAGGGCAAAAGAGGCAAGGGGGUAACCCACUUUCUGAUCCCCAUUCUGUCUCAGACAAGUUAUCUUUCUCAAAUUCUUCCUACUCUUGACCUCUGUUCCUAGAAUUCAUUCUUUGAUUUUAGAGAACGUAAACUCAGCAUGUCCCAACAUGGAGCAGGUUGGGAGUGAAAAUAUUUUCUUAAUAUUACUUGGAGGUCCAUCGAUCAUACGCUUUGUAUCAUUUGGAGCUGUUCCACCAAGGUAAUUGGGCAGAGAGGGAUGAGGCCGGCAUAAGGAACAUUUAGCUGGACCCUGAAGUGUCCUCCUUCAAGAAGAAAGAACAUGAUCAUUUUACUGCCCCCAGGAGUAAAACCACCCCAGGGUGAUCCUGGGAAGGAACCGCCCCUCAAGCCCUGAGGGUUCUGGGUCUGAGAACCAGGUUGAGAUCCGAUCCAGGGGCCCAGGUGCACUGUCUUUGACAGCAGCCUCCUGCUUUUCCUGGCCGGGCUGAUCUGAUGACUCCCUCUUCCAGCUGCUAAAACUGGAGUCCUCUCCUAUUUUUUUCUCACUCUCCUUUGUUAAGAGCGGGCCUGAUCCUUGCUCCUCUUAGCAUUUUCUUGCUUUCCAAUUAAAGCUUUUGCUUGUGAAAAAGGUGAGGGGAAGAGGAAAUGCUCAGAGGUGAGAGCUUUUUGGAUCCCAGGAAGUCCAGCUUUGCCUCCAACCAAGAUAAAAAGUCACAGAAAGCUUUUGAAGAAAAUAACAUGAUCUGACUUAAAUGCUAAGAUGGGCAAUAAGACCAAGAUCGCAAAAUGUCCCUUAAGAACAAAACAACCUAGAAACAGUCUCAAGUCAACACAAAAUACUUUUAUUGGGAGUGAAAAUUUUUUUCAAAAGAAGACAGUUGGUUUGGAAACUUCACAGGCAAGAGGUGAAAAAAGUAGAACGACCCUUUCACCCACUAAGGAUUUAUGUAACCCGUAUACAGAUGAAGACUGUCUUCUUACCCAAAAAGAAAUUUUACCUGCAGCCCCUGAUAGACAGAAGACCAGAAACACCACAAAUACAUCUCUAGGAACUAAAAAGAAGCCUUGCAAUAAGCACAUCACAGCUGAAAAUGUGAAUAGCAGUUUGGUGUGUCUUACACAAGAGCAACUAGGACAAAUUUUGAUGACUGUAAACAAAGGAAAGGGAUUUAUUUCCCUGACUGAGAAUGAAAAGGAAGAAGAAGCAAGUCCAGAUAGGCUGCAUUUAAACAGUAUUCCUGGUCAGCCCAAGAAAGAGAACAUUAUAGGAUUACUCCAGAAAACUGAUGCUGUUUCAUGUGACCCAAAUGAAAAUAAACCUGUCGUUAAUAAAAUCCAGGAGGCAUCGAAACAGUCUCAGGAGAAAAUCAUCACAGAGAAUGAAUGGAAACCAGCUGACAUUUUCAGUACUCUUGGUGAAAGGGAACGUGAUAGAAGUUUAUUGGAAGCAAAAAAAGCCCAGUGGAAGAAAGAUCUAGAUGAACAGGUUGCUUUAAAGAAGAAAGAAAAAGAAGCUUCAGAAAAACAGAAUAAUUCUUGGAAAAAAUCUGAAAAUGACAAAAUGACAUGGGAAAAACUUCUUGACUACUUUAGGACUUCUGCCGGUUCUUCAGAUGUGUCACAGUCUCCUUGUCAGGUUAUGGUGGCCCAGGCUGAUGGGCCUUCGUUACAUAAAGCUAGUGAGUUUUUAGAGGCAUCGAACUUGGGGCCUUGUGAUUGUGAGACAUGCGGCAGCACCACUGAGGGUGAAGAACAUGACAGAUGGGCAGUGCAUUUUGAUUCAUUAAAGAGCCACCCGGGUUCUCAGUCUCAGCUGUCCUGUCAGUCUCACCCAACGCACAAACAACCUGAAUACUUCAGUGUCUCUCCUGAUACUCGGGAGCUGGUUGAUGUUGGCAGUGUUUCUACACCUACAACUGGAAGCCAGCGUGAACCAUCAGAGGCGGAGCAGGUAGCAAAGCCUGUUAGGGACGUAGCUGUGGCAAACGGUCAGAAAACAAACUUUCUCCGUUCUAUGACUGCUCUGUUGGACCCAGCACAGAUUGAAGAACGGGACAGACGGCGACAAAAACAGUUAGAACACCAGAAAGCAAUCACUGCUCAGGUAGAAGAGAAACGCAGGAGGAAACAAUUGGAGGAAGAGAAAAGAAAGAAGGAAGAACAAGAGGAGGAACAUCGCUUGGCAAGAGAACAAGAAGAGAUGCAGAAACAGUAUGAAGAAGACAUACUAAAGCAAAAACAAAAGGAAGAAAUCAUGACUCUCAAGACACAUGAGCUAUUCCAGACAAUGAAGAGAGCACAGGAGCUGGCUCAGAGACUGAAACAAGAACAAAGAAUCCAAGAAUUGGCUCAAAAGGGACAUGACACCUCCCGAUUGGUUAAAAAUCUUGGUGUUGAUAAGGUACAUGUGGAAUAUAAUGCUUCUACUAACAUUUCGAAUUCAAGAUAUGACUCUGAUGAAGCUGGUGGUAAAACAAACACAUUUAUCAGUUCUACUACGACUUCUCCCAAAAAGGAUACUGGUGUGCAAACAGAUGACUUAAAUACAGGAAUAUUCACCCAUGGAGAACCACACUGUGGAUCAACAAUAAAGACAGAAGUUAUAUAUUGUUCAUCUCCUGAGAUUUCUGCAGAAUUUAACGGUCAGUUUAACAACGACAAGCAAGAACUUAGUGAGGAUAAAGGAAUCAAUUUAGAAAAAGCUAACAGUUGGUAUGACCAGUGCAGUCACUUCAUAACUGAGAAAAAACAAAUAAAACAUACAAAGAAAUGUCCAGAAAGGCCUGAUUGGAAUAUAAACAAGCCUCUCAAAAGGUAUGUUCCAGCAUCAGAAAAGUACCCCAAACAACUUCAAAAGCAGAGAGAAGAAAUAAACUUAAGAAGGCAGGUGGAAGUGCUUCAUUUGGUAGAAAGAAAUAAUCCUGAACACGUCUAUCAAAAUAGAAGCACUUCACCAGAAGUUCUUCAGUCAUCCCAUCAAGAAAAUGAGUCAAAGAUCAGGUGGCAGCUAUUAAAAAAGGAAGAACCAUCUCUGAAAACUCAUUCAUUCAGCAAGGAAAGGUUUCAGUCAUCACCAGUUCCAUCAAUGAAAAGCAGAACACAACAAACUCAGACUACUGCAUUACAUCUACCACUAAAAAAUAGUAGCUAUGAAAGAGAGUGUCGGAUGCUAGGCAGUAGUCAAACAGAACUAUCAGCUGGGAUGCCUGAAUUGCCCCAUUUUAUUCCCUACGUUCGAACAAAUGAGAUCUAUUACCUGGAUCCAGAUGCACCAUUGUCUAGGCCUUCAACUGAGGACCCUCAGUACCAAAAUUCUUGUGAUUGUGACCAAGAACAGCAGCUAUUCAACGCUGACCCUGUCAGGCAUCGACAGCAAGCAAUCCUUAAGGGACUAUCAGAAUUGAGACAGGGCCUUCUCCAGAAGCAAAAGGAGUUGGAAACUAAUCUCAUGCCUUUAGCUGCAAAUCAAGAAAAGAAUUUUAAUUCUUCAUGUAAAAUUUAGAAAGUGAUUUUUGUCUUUCA
Messenger RNA from Fukomys damarensis (Damara mole-rat), 3913 nucleotides. RefSeq names its product coiled-coil domain containing 66 (gene Ccdc66). Bases 1152 to 3893 code for a protein of 913 amino acids. The transcript is spliced from 17 exons. The record is from RefSeq and is a predicted model, not a curated record. Gene Ontology annotation, cellular component: photoreceptor inner segment; microtubule; cilium. NCBI's taxonomy places the organism in Eukaryota, Metazoa, Chordata, Mammalia, Rodentia, Bathyergidae. Gene Ontology annotation, biological process: cilium assembly. Gene Ontology annotation, molecular function: microtubule binding.